AUGAGAUUUUAUUGCACCCAGCAUCACCAGAACUGGACAGGGACUAGGACUGUACUUCAAGCAUCACCACUUUGUACAUGGGGAAAUCUCCUUGCCAAGGUUAAAAUCAUCCACAAUUUGUACAAGGGUAGAGUCGCCACUUUAUUACUUGAGGUUCUGUUGUUCCCCGCAGCACCGGAGUACAACUGUAUAGUGUAUACGGGCAGCUCCAUAGUGACCACCAGAUUGAAUGAGUUUUGUCGAGCCCACAUUGCCCUCGGGAAUAUCUUCCCGCAAAAACAAAGUGAGUGUAAAAAGAUAAAGCGGAGACUAAACAAUGCAAAUCUAUUCUUCAUUCAGAUGGCAAGCUCAUCAGUCCAUCCUCCUCCUCCACAUGCUUUAGCACAAAUACAAGAAGACAUAAAGUACUUAUAUGCAUCAAAUACUAAUGUUUCUAACUUUGUCUCUGUGAAGCUUUCCAGCUACCGCAAUUACCAUCUGUGGAAGACACAGAUGUUUUCCCUCAUGGAGACUUACAAUCUGUACGGCAUUGUAGAUAUAACAUUUACUGGUCCAAGAGGUUUGAGCCCAGAGAUGGAGAAACAAUAUAAUAUUCUUGUCAAAGGUUGGAUCUUGGCUUCAAUUAGCGAAGAGCUCCUUGGCACUGUUGUUGAUCUUGAUUCGGCCAAAGAUGUCUGGGAGAAACUGAAAUCAUUCUAUGAUACAACCGCCAUUCCAGUUUAUGAAGAACUUUCGCUCAAUCGAAAAAGGAAGCAGAAACAGAUCGGAGAUAAAAUUUCAUCAGAAGAGAAUAUCACAAUUUCAUGUGAAAUACAAACAGUGGAUGAAGACAUAAAACGAAAAGGAAAAAACAAGAUCAUACGCAACAUGAAGUUACGUCAAGCUAUUGCGGAAGGAAAUUGGAGGGAAGUAGAGUCCAAACUAUCAUCGGGUAAACGCGCAGACACAGAGCACAUAGACAGUGAUGGAAACACCAUGCUUCAUAUAGCGGUUGGAUUACGUCGUAACCGUAUACUCAGAAAUAUAUUAGAGUAUACAGACGAAGUAAACUUACCGAAAAUGAGAAAUUUUGAUGGAAACACAGCCCUGCACAUAGCUGCAAUCGUUGGCAACACAAAAGCAGCAUCGCUCUUGGUAAAAAAAAACAGAAGAUUGUUGGAAAUUACAGACCAUAAAGGUGAAAUACCUUUGGACAAAGCUUAUGAAAAUAUGCAUCUUGACACCAUAGAAUAUUUGUUGAAAGCUGCGAAUGAUGUCGAUGGAAAAUCCAAGAAAAAGUUUUUUCCUUUAGAGGAUUCUGUUAGCCCUGGUGUAAAAGUAGGCGUUAACCUUCUUGUUAAUGCUGUUACUGCAAAGCAAUAUGACUUAGCAACACAGUUAGUCAAGAAGUCUCCUGAAUUUGUUGUGGCAAAUGAUAAUAUACUUCUGGCAAUAACUAGAAGUUUUCGGAUGGGGCUGGAUUACUGGGAAAUGCUUAUAUAUCCAAAUAUGGGUGAUAUUUGUGAAAGGAUAGUCAUGAGAGCCAGGGACUCGUUUAAAGUAUUAGUAUACUACUGCAAAGACAUGACGUGUAUAAUAGAAGAUGUACAUGAUGACGUGAUCUUUGGUAGUAGACAACUGCUACUAUACUUCACAUUGAGAGGUCCAUUAGCCAUGCUUCGUUGGAUUUAUUACAUGAUUCGCCUACUCAUAUUGAUACUUUAUUUUCCAUUCUUUGUGUUUUAUUUCCUAUUCUGGAAGGUUGCAACGAGAGUAGUUCCACUAAUUAAGCGUAUCGAGAAGAAAAUGAAGGAACAAAAAGCAGCAAAAGAAGUUCUAAAAUUGGUAUGUGAUGAAAUAGAGAAGUUGGAAUUCCCUGAUGCUCAUCCUCUGUAUCAUAGAGUUGUUCUUGAGGCUGCACGUCAAAACAUUUAUGAGGUUGUUGAUGAGAUUUUAAUGAGAUCUCCUAAAGCAGUUCGAUAUAAAGAUGAGAGUGGGUAUGACGUUAUACAGUUAGCAGUUAUACACCGUUCAGAAAAAGUCUACAACCUUAUCUAUACCAUUGGGGAGCGUAAGAGUGUUUACAGAAUGAUCGAAGAUUCUUCUAAGAACAAUAUGUUGCACUUGGUUGGAAGAUUACCUUCUUUGCAGAAACUCAGACAUAAAAGAGGCCCAGCAUUACAGCUACAAAAAGAGCUUCACUGGCGCCACGAAAUUGAGAAGCUCGUGUUUCCCACUUGCACUACAAAAGAGAACACUUUCAAAGAGACACCAGAUAAGGUGUUCAGAAGGGAGCACGAAAAUAUGGUGAAGGAAGCAGAAAAGUGGAUGAAAGCCGUAGCAGAAUCAUGCAGCAUCACUGCAGCACUAAUUACCACAAUUGUGUUUGCGGCAGCCAUUACAGUACCAGGUGGAAGCAAUCAAGAAACAGGCAUCCCCGUGUUUACAAAAGAAAUUGCUUUCACGAUCUUUGCAAUAACAGAUUCAAUCUCACUAUUUGCAUCCAGCACAGCAUUACUGAUGUUCUUGUCGAUCCUCACAGGAAGUUUUGAUGAGAGAGAUUUUCUAUUCAGUUUGCCAAGACGACUGAUGAUUGGUCUUUGUGCGUUGAUGCUAUCUACAACUGCCAUGAUGGUGGCCUUUGGGGCAACGUUGUUCAUUGUCUUUUCUCAUAAAAGACCAUGGAUGCUUGCUCCAAUUUGUUUAUUAUCUUCGGUCCCGAUUGCGACUUUUGGUGCUCUUCAAAUCCCCCUCAUAGUAGAUCUCUAUCGGUCGACAUAUGGACACAUAUUUGGCAAUCCAAAAACAAAAAAAUAA
Molecule: messenger RNA, 2796 nt
Organism: Lactuca virosa
Lineage: Eukaryota; Viridiplantae; Streptophyta; Magnoliopsida; Asterales; Asteraceae
Source: the annotation of a GenBank genome assembly